Messenger RNA from Fulvia fulva, 1323 nucleotides. RefSeq names its product C6 finger domain transcription factor nscR. The record is from RefSeq and is a predicted model, not a curated record. Gene Ontology annotation, biological process: DNA-templated transcription. Gene Ontology annotation, molecular function: DNA binding; zinc ion binding. Bases 1 to 1323 code for a protein of 440 amino acids. NCBI's taxonomy places the organism in Eukaryota, Fungi, Ascomycota, Dothideomycetes, Mycosphaerellales, Mycosphaerellaceae. The transcript is spliced from 3 exons.
AUGAAUCACGAGCUAGAUAGCAGGGACGCUAUCGUAGAGCAGUACCGCAGAAGUGCAGAAGAAGCUUUCGUCCGCGCGAACCUGCUCUCCACGAGGGACUUUGUUACCCUUCAGGCGUUCGUUAUCUACCUGGCUGGUCUCCGUGCUUGCCAAGCCAACGCACACCAAUGGACCCUUACCGCAGUCGCGAUACGUUUGGCCAGCGCACUAAGUCUAGGUCUAGACAGUAACAUGUCCCGGCCAUCUAAGCUCUCGCCUCUGGAAAGCGAACUUCGGCACCGACUUUGGUUCAGUAUCGGAGUGUUGGACAUGCACUCCGCGUUUGACAGAGGAUCCCAACCACUCCUGAAAUCAGACAGCUUUCCGACAUUUCCCAGCAACGUCAACGAUGUAGCGCUCAGUCAUCAGUCGCUUUCACCUCAGAGUCAUUUCUCUGAGAUGUCGUUCAGCUUACUCGUCUACCAUGCUAGUCUCUGUCAGAGAAAGCUCGCCGAGAUAGGGUCUUCGGCCGCCGAUGGUAACAUCGAUCCUUUGAUCGCAGGCUAUGAGCAAGUUGGCUGCUUAGCCGAUUUUGAGCGCUACGUGCAACGGAUAGGUACUGGCACUGUAGGCAAUACUGAGCCUAUACAGGACUUUCCCGUCGCAGUUGCGGAGGAAAGCCUAGUCGCCAUGCGCCUGCUGCUAUACAGGCCUCUCCAUAAGCGAGGAAACGGUUUCGUACAUCCCGACUACAGCCCCACAGAGCGCUUCGACCUCCUAGUGACAGCUACCGAAGUUCUCGAGCGCUCACAGUCUAAGCGAUCUUGGAUUGCAUUCGCCCAGUGGGCCUGGUUCUCUUGGGUCAAAUGGUACGCUCUUGCCGUCGUUCUCGCAGAACUCUGUUGUGCACGCGACGGCGAGCUCGCGGAUCGAGCUUGGCGAGUCGCUCAAGCGUCCUACGACGGAUAUGCUAAGCUUGUAGCUGACACGGAGUCGGGCCUGCUCUGGAAACCGAUCAUGAAGCUUAUGCGUAAGGUGCAGCAAGUCAGAGGAGAGCAGAGGCUUGCGCACCAGACCCUCGAGCGGCAUGAUGCUAUCGCUCGGUAUCAGCAGUAUUGGCUAGACGGCAUGUCCGAUGCGACCUCCGCUAAUGUGCUGCCCACUCCUGCGUCUUCUGUGGCUGCUCCCCAUCCCGAACAUGGUGACACCGCCGGAUCUAUGGAGCUUGGAUCCAUGAUUUAUCAGCAGCAAGGCCAAGGGACGGCUGGCGAUAUGUCUUGGUUGCAUUGGGACCUGCUGAUCGACGAUAUCAAUGAGUCGAAUAUCAAUGAUAUGGUGUGGUGA